Panicum hallii is the source of this 609-nucleotide messenger RNA. Its product is annotated as zein-beta-like. Gene Ontology annotation, molecular function: nutrient reservoir activity. NCBI's taxonomy places the organism in Eukaryota, Viridiplantae, Streptophyta, Magnoliopsida, Poales, Poaceae. The record is from RefSeq and is a predicted model, not a curated record. The coding region runs from base 1 to 609 and encodes 202 amino acids. The transcript has 2 exons.
AUGAUGUGGACAUCCAAAUCCAAACACCAAGCUACAGCAAAACAAUCAUCCUGGUUCAACAAGGGUACCAGGGCAAGCGGCGUGAAGAUGUUCAUGGUGCUCGCCGUCCUUGCUCUCGCCGCCGCCGCCUCCGCGCAGCAGAUCGGCUGGGAAUGGCCGCAGCAGGGCGCGUACGCCGCCGCCGCCGCGCUGUACCCCUGCGCCGAGUACCUGCGGCAGCCGCAGUGCAGCCCGGUGGCGGCGCCCUACUACGUCCGUCGUGGGCAGACGAUGUGGCAGCCGAGCGCCGUCUGCCAGCCGCUGCGGCACCACUGCUGCCACCAGCUGGGGCUGAUGGACGCCAUGUCCCGGUGCCAGGCCAUAUGCAGCGUGGCGCAGUCCGUCGUGCCGCAGCUGCAGCUGCAGGGCGCCGGCGGCGGCGGCAUGUACGAGCCGGCGGCGGCUCUGACGAUGCAGCAGUGGCGGCAGCUCCUGCCGCCGGCCGAGGCCCCCAUGGCGGUGGCGCAGGCCGCGCAGGACCUGCCCGCCAUGUGCGGCCUCUACCCGCUGCCCAGCUACUGCACCAUCCCCUGCGCCCUUUCGGUUGCCGCUCCUCCCUACUAUUAUUGA